AAAUCACUGGUCACAAUCCCAAAGAUCUCAUCGCCCAGUCAUCGUCCCGAUCGCGGAGGUUCUAACUACAGAACUUCAGCUCCAAGGAUCAGAAGGAAGGGGGAUUUGGCCAUAAGUGUCCUACAAGAGAGCUGUAGGGUAAUAAAGAAGAAAUAAAGAGACACAAUGCUGAAUACAGGCCCUGCCAAGCUCCUCCUAACCAUGCUGGUAGUUUGCACCUUGCCCUCGCCCUACGCCCCGACCAGUGCAGUACCCCAGCCCAGGGUUGCCAAUCAGCCAGCCGUGUUGAUCAUCGGAGCCGGUAUCUCGGGCCUAGGAGCUGCCCACAAACUGCACGCCCACGGCUUUCAAAAUGUGAGAGUCUUGGAAGCCACUGGGAGAACCGGUGGCCGGAUCCGGAGCCAGAGAUAUGGUAAAGGAUUCAUUGAGAUCGGGGCGCAGUGGAUUCAUGGACCAUCACCUGGUAACCCUGUCUUCCGGUUGGCGUCGGAGUAUUCCCUACUGGAACCAGAAUGCUUAACGAAGGAGAAUCAGGAAGGUGCUUAUGGCCACCCAUCUAUUAUUUCUGUCCCCUACAGCAGCUCUGGCAAGAGGAUCAGUCCAGAAGUAGUGGGGAACAUUUCCGAGCUAUUUUCAUCCUUUCUGGAACAAGCUCGAAACGUCACCAAUGGGGACUGUGAUCAAAACGAAAGUAUUGGAAGAUUUGUACAACGGCAAACCGCACAAAAGAUGAGGGAGUGGGACUCGGUGACUGCAGGGACAGCACUGGCCUUGUUAAGUAGUCUACUGAAAAGUGAGUGCAGCAAUAGUGGCACUCAUAGUAUGGAUUACGUUGCCCUCUGUUCCUUUGGAGAGUACACAGUUCUCCCAGGACUGGACUGUACCUUCCCCAGAGGUUUUGAGAGCCUUAUUAACCAAAUUAAGUCACCACUACCUAAUAACACAAUCUUACUAAACAAAGUGGUGGAGACCGUUCACUGGAAUGGAUCCUACCAAGGCAACGACUCCCGAACGUUCCCAGUGAUGGUGGCGUGUGAAGACGGGGACACCUUUGUGGCCGAUCAUGUCAUUGUCACUGUCCCAUUAGGGUUCCUGAAGGAGAGAUCGUCCAGCUUCUUCUCUCCAUCUCUCUCUCCCGAAAAGGUUCAGUCAAUUCAGCAAAUGGGAUUUGGAACGGUUAAUAAAAUCUUGCUGGAAUUCAAGACGCCAUUUUGGGAGCCUGAGACGGAAGUAAUGCUGCUUGUGUGGGACGGGGAAUCUCCUCUUAUCAAUCCCCCAAUAAACCUGACCCAAGAUUGGGUCAAGAAGCUCGCUGGGUUUGUGGUCCUGCAGCGUCCAGAACAGGUUGGCCAUGUGCUGUGUGGCUUCAUUGCGGGAGAAGAAUCUGCGUUUAUGGAAACACUGACGGAUGAGGAGGUUCUCUCCAACAUGACUGCUGUGCUGAGACAAUUCACAGGAGAUCCCAAUCUGUCUCCUCCAAUCCGCAUUUUACGCUCCCGGUGGCACAGUGAACCUUACACCCGCGGAUCAUACAGCUAUGUGGCUGUUGGCAACUCAGGGAAGAAUGUGGACAUCCUCGCCCAGCCAUUACCCAAUGACCGCAAAGCAGAUAAGCCUCUGCAGGUCCUGUUUGCCGGAGAAGCCACUCACAGAAACUUCUAUUCCACCACUCAUGGGGCCUUAUUGUCUGGCUGGAGAGAAGCAGAGAGACUGAUUAGCCGUUAUCCCCCCAAUGGAUCCGAGGUUUAAGGGGGAUCUGCCACUUCCAGUACCCUCCAUGUUACCAAUAUAUACAUUCAAUAAACCUAUGCAGUGUGUCUGAAGA
Molecule: messenger RNA, 1825 nt
Organism: Spea bombifrons (plains spadefoot toad)
Lineage: Eukaryota; Metazoa; Chordata; Amphibia; Anura; Pelobatidae
Product: peroxisomal N(1)-acetyl-spermine/spermidine oxidase-like
Exons: 8
Coding region: 166-1749 (527 amino acids)
Molecular function (GO): polyamine oxidase activity
Source: RefSeq, a predicted model, not a curated record